AUGUCGUUUCAGAAGGCUGCAGCUGUUGUGCUGCUUCUAGUCGAGAUUGGUGUCGUCAGUGCAAUCGGCGUUGCAAUCUAUCGUCUCUUCUUCCACCCCCUUCGCAAGAUUCCUGGACCGAAGCAUUUCGCCGUUUCCGGGAUCCCUCUGGCCAUCGAGAACAGCAUCCAAGGAACUUUCGCCAAAAAGGUCCUGAAGUACCAUGAAAAGUACGGUGACAUGGUGCGUACUUCGCCCAACUCCAUAUCCAUCAACGGAACUAUUGGAUGGCCUGAAGUUUUCGGAUUAAGUCGCAGUGGCCGACCCGAAUUCGGCAGGUGGCAUGAAUUUUACCAGGGCGGAGACACUUCACGCAAGUCGAUCUUUCCUAGCAGCAGAGAGGACCAUCGACGUCAACGCCGUGUUAUGGCACAUGCUUUCUCCGAUGCUGCUAUCAAGGGUCAGGAGGCGUUGAUCAUGGAGUACGUCGACAAGCUCUUUGCCCACCUACAUAAAGACGCCGCGCAACACACCCCGACGGACGUAGUCAAAUGGUUCAACUUCACCACCUUCGACAUCAUCGGCGACUUGGCCCUGGGUGAAUCGUUCCAUUGCCUGGACAGCAGCGAUUACCAUCCAUGGGUUUCCAUGAUAUUUGCUGGCAUCAGAGCUGGCGCGCAAAUCGUUGCAUUGAUGAAGAUGCCUGGCCUCAGCUGGAUCCUACGGCUGAUGAUCUCUAAAGAGGACAUGCAAACGCGUCAUAACAACAGGAUCAUGAGUGACGAGAAGGUAGAGCGAAGGCUGGCACUUGGCGCAGCACCCGGCGGUCGGAAGGACAUUAUGACGUACAUCCUUCGCAACAACGACGAGAAGGGCAUGAGCCAUGCAGAGAUCCUGGGCAACUCCGAGGCUUUGAUCGUGGCUGGCAGCGAGACGACAGCCACGACACUGUCAGGCUUCACCUACUUCAUGUCAACGAACCCGCAGGCUUUCGAGCGGCUCCAGCAAGAAGUUCGGACGGCCUUCGCCAACGAGAAAGACAUAACGAUGUUGUCUACUGCGCAACUCAAGUACCUGCAUGCCUGCAUUGAGGAGACUUUACGAAUGUACCCGCCCGUUGCGGAUACGCCUCCACGUGUGUCUCCUGGCGAGUACGUUAACGGCUAUUGGAUUCCCAAAGGUACUCUUAUCACGAUCUUCCAGUGGGCCGUCCACCACAACCCCAACAACUUCGUCCAGCCCGACUCCUUCAUUCCCGAACGCUGGCUCGGCCCAGACCAUCCUUACCAUGACCCACAGUUCAACGCAGACAAGAAGUCUGCCUUCCAACCCUUCUCUUUCGGCCCUCGGAAUUGUAUCGGCAAGAAUUUGGCUUAUAACGAGCUGCGCAUCAUUGCUGCUCGCUUCAUCUGGAACUUCGACCUUGAAUUGCAAGUCGGAAGUCACGGUUGGCCGGAUAACCAGCGGGCGUUCUUCGUCUGGGAGAAGGACCCGUUGUGGGUCCAGUUGAAGGAGGUCGAGAGGAAUUAG
Messenger RNA from Alternaria ventricosa, 1509 nucleotides. RefSeq lists its product as uncharacterized. Lineage: Eukaryota; Fungi; Ascomycota; Dothideomycetes; Pleosporales; Pleosporaceae. Gene Ontology annotation, molecular function: monooxygenase activity; oxidoreductase activity, acting on paired donors, with incorporation or reduction of molecular oxygen; heme binding. The transcript has 3 exons. The record is from RefSeq and is a predicted model, not a curated record. Bases 1 to 1509 code for a protein of 502 amino acids.